Cuscuta campestris is the source of this 2529-nucleotide messenger RNA. Lineage: Eukaryota; Viridiplantae; Streptophyta; Magnoliopsida; Solanales; Convolvulaceae. The record is from the annotation of a GenBank genome assembly.
UGGAGACGGAGAGGCUGCGGUGGCUCUCGCCAGCGAUUUGCUCUCUCGAUUAGGUCUUCUCUUCUGAAGAAAAGUCUCGCCUUCGAUUUGCUCUCUCGAUUAGGUCUUCUCUUCUUCGAUGAAGGAAUCUCAAGGAUACCAUAAUUGUUCAUCUGAUCUUCUCUUUUAUACUUGGAAUCUCUUGGGUCAUCUCUCUGUGAACUAUUUGCCGGAAACCAUGGUCGGCCCAAGGGUUUCGAAUGUAGUCACGGAGACAACUAGGUUUUGCAGAGAUGAAGACAGUGACUGCAAGGGCUCAUGCCGAGUCUUCUCUAUUGGCCUAUUUGAUUAGGUUGUGUCGUAAUACCUAGGUUCACAAUAUGUGUCUUCCUUCAACGAUCUUUUAGUUUUAAUUUUUGUGACCCGACACGAAAACAAACCCAAAGUCUAAACCCAAAACUCAAAACCCAACCAACGAGCCCCAAAAACCAGCACCAAAACCCAGCCCUAAAUUAUUAAUUUUAGUGACCCAGAUACAAAACCCCAUCGCAAAGAUAGACCCAAACUCUUAAUCCUAAAGUCAAAUGACAACAAAAAGGAAUGGACACGUAAGGUGGAAUGAUCAGUGGAAUAAAUGACAACAAAAAGGAAUGGACAUGUAAGGUUAGAGUUGUGGAGAAACGGAACAUCAAAGACUCAAGGACGAGCCCUAACAAGUACAGACCUUUUAUAUUGCAGGAUGAGGAGGUAAGCUUAUAAAGCUUAUAAAAUAAUCAAUCUUAGAGCGUACAUAUUACAUGCACUAAUUAUGUUCCAUUCAACCAUUUCUGUACAGGGUACCAAGGUUCUUGCUCUCGCAAAUAGUGGUGACAUUAAACAAAGUGAUAAGAUACUCCGCCUCAAAAACACGUACUACAUAAGCAAUGCUGCUGCCAUGCCUAACCAAGUAUAGUGGUGAUCCCCCAUCCGCAAACUAUAAUUACAUUUAGAUGUUGAGUUAAAAGACUUGAAUUGAGGCAGCCCCAAAAUCAGAACAAAUUCAGGCAACAAAUGAGACAGACACUAUCCUCACACAACUCUUUGACUUCUAUGACUUAUGCGGUUCCAAAACCCCAAUCAAUUUCAUGGCCAUUGUGAUUCUGAGAAUACCCAGAGAGUAUGUCUCUGUUCCUGGACAUGCCAAAACCACACAUGAUUUCAUGCUUGUGAAUGAAGAAAUGAAACCAGUUGUGUUGACUCUUUGGGAAGAUUUCACAAUGAAUCAAGGCCGGGAUAUAACAUCCCUUUUAGAGAGUGGGCGACACCCAAUAAUUUUGGGUAAAAGGGUGACCGUUACUCCCUUCAAUGGUAGGGCUGAACCUGCAACAAUUUGGAAAAUUAUUCUUCAGGUACGCGUCAACCUGCAAGACCUUGGAACAUCAUUCUUGAGGUAAUUUUAAUUCAAUCCAUUCAUUGAAACCAUAGAGGACAGUAUGAAAAUAACCGACACUUCCAAAUGUAUGAAACUAAAUAGUUACCAUUCAAAGGUACCACAUCUCAAAGAAAAAACUGGCAUAAUUUAAAGGCUACUGUUCCGACCCAUGAGUUUCAUUAUCUAUCAAUAUCCUCUCAGCCAAUAUGUGUCUCCCUUCAACAAUCUUUUAUUAAUUUCACUGACCCAUCAACCCAGAUAUUAAUUUAGUUGUAAUAGCAGGUAUCCUCCCAGGUAGAAUGAUAUUAGUUAUUUGGUUUGUUUAUUGGUGUGUUGUUUGCCACAAUUAGUAGAAGUAAAGAAGAAACAUUUUUUAAUUACAGAUACGCCUAAAUCCGCAAGAACUUGGAACAUCAUUCUUCCAAAAACCAGCCCAAAGCACCAGACCCAAAACCCGAAUAGUAAACCCAAAGUCCCAGACUCAAAAACAAUCCCAAACUCUAUAACCCAACCUAGAGUCUACCCAAAACCCAGGCCCAAAAACCUGUCCCAAACACAAACGCCAAAACCUAACCCAGAUUCUACAUAAGGGUAUGAACACACAGUCUUUGAACUCCAUUUAUGGGUUAAAAAAUCUAAAAUCAUAAAUCAUUUUUUGUUCUGAACUAUGUUUAACUUUCUCAAUUUCCAAUUUAUUUUAUCAUAUUAAGUUGUGGUGUAAUACCUAGGUUCACAAUAUGUGUCUUCCUAAAACGAUCUUUUAGUUUUAAUUUUUGUGACCCAACACGAAAACAAACCCAAAGUCUAAACCCAAAACUCAAAACCCAACCAACAGGCCCCAAAAACCAGCACCAAAUCCCAGCCCUAAAUUAUUAAUUUUAGUGACCCGACAACCCAGAUACAAAAUCCCAUCGCAAAGAUAGACCCAAACUCUUAAUCCUAAAGUCAAAUGACAACAAAAAGGAAUGGACAUGUAAGGUGGAAUGAUCAGUGGAAUAAAUGACAACAAAAAGGAAUGGACAUGUAAGGUUAGAGUUGUGGAGAAACGGAACAUCAAAGACUCAAGGACGAGCCCUAACAAGUACAGACCUUUUAUAUUGCAGGAUGAGGAGGUAAGCUUAUAAAGCUUAUAAAAUAAU